CGUGUUACAAAGAGGAAGUUGAUAAACUGACGUUUGUUGUUGUUUUUUGCUGGAUCAUCACAAGACGCACAGCAUGUGAUGUUGAGCAGACUGCUCUACUGGGUUUAAGUGGUGAUUAGAUUAAACAAGAUGGAAACGUGUUUCAGAGCCUUUUAAUGCUGCUAAAAUGGUCCGUGUGUAUAACUGCCACCCGUUCGCGUGUCAGCGGAUCGUCCCGGCGACGCAGGAGCCCGGGCUGGUGUGUAGCGGCGGGGGCGCGCUGUUCAUCGUGUCCGCUGGAGGAUGUAAGAUCGAGGUGUAUCACAUACAGCAGGACGAAUGUCCUCUAAUCUGUCGCUUUUCCACCAUGGGCUUAGUGCACAGUAUUGUGUACAGUCAGAUCGGGGAUUACCUGGUCACCAUUGAGGAGAAGAAUGGUGCUACCUACCUGAGGGCCUACACUAAUUGGCGCUACCAAGCAGUUGAGAAGAAGCGUGUAGGCGUUCGCUUGCUCGGGCACCUCAUGCGCAGUCCGGUCCACCAUGGCACCCCCAAAGAACAGAUGGAGAUUGUAGAGAUACCUUUGUCAGAGACACCGCUCUGCACUGCUUGCUGCUCCAUCACAGGUGCCCUGCUGGUGGCUUGUGCAAAGAGCCUGGUGCUGUUUAGUCUGAAGUUGCAGUCGCUUAGUGAUCAGCAUUAUGCUCUUGACUUUGAGAGGCUCCUCAUCCUGUAUGUUUCUGGUUGGAGCCCAUCACAGGUGGCACUCUGUGGUGGGUACAUUGCCAUGCAAACAGAACUGGAGGUACUGGUUGUGAAGCUGGAGAACCUGGAAAAGAUUUGUGCAUCUAAUGAAGAGCAUACGCAGCUGCAUGGUGAUGAUACGGCUGCAGUUGGUGUUACUGAAAAUGAUGUUAAAAAGGAGCCACAUUGUCCCCUUGAGUCUGAUGACUACUUUGUGAUCCCGAAGCAUAUGGAGAUGCUGGGAGAUAAAGCAAAGGAUUGUGGAGUGUCCCUAUCUUUAGAGUGGACUGUAAUGGAGACAGAGGCAAACAUGGGGGUUACCUACAUCUUGUACAGGAGGUUUGCCCCAGAUUUCUUCCAAGGCUGCACUGUGGAGGACACACGUUUGCACUCCCUGCAGCUCCACCCCUUGUACACUGGUAAUCCGGAUGCAAGCAGUGAUGCUGAAAAAAGUGACCCUACCUGUAUGUUCUGUUUCUUUUCUCUACCAAAUGCUGGUUACAUGUACAGCCUGAAGAACACCGUGGAGCUCAUUUCAACAUACCAGUACCCAGAAAAGGCCCAUCAGGCUUUGCUGUGCAACCAGUUUCUACAUGUUAUCACACAAAAUGCUCUGCAGUGUUUCUCUGUGAGAUGUAGUGCCGUUGCUGCUAGGGUCGAGGACCCCUACAUUGACACCACCAUGAAGGCUUGUCCUCCUUUCACUAUGGAAGUUUCUGCUCUCCGUAUACAGCUGUUCAUCGGUCUCAAGUCUCUGUGUCAUGAUGGAAAUCACAUUGUGCUGCUCACAGCUGCUGACGUUGAGACCAAAGAGGAGACAGAGCGGGUGACUAGAAGAUCUAUCAAAUCAAAAGAACAGAAAUCAAUGGCAGAGAUUUUCCUAGCCGUAGGUAUAGAUCCAACCACCAGCCCAGCUCUGGAGAGCUUCCUGUCCAGGUCCUUCCUAUCCAAGAAAACCUCUGUGUCAAAGCUGAAGGAGCCCAGCGAGAGUGGCCAUGGCUGGAACCUGUACGUGAUAAGCACCGUGUCCACGCUGCAGCUCUACAGAGAGAUGAUGGAGUACAGUAAACGUUACGAGCAGGCCAGCCCACUGUCCCAGAACUAUAUUCAUUUGCUUAGUGAAGCUCAUUUGCUGCUGAGAGCCAGUCUGCUCUGUCCAAACGCAGACAGAGCCAAGAUCCAGGAAGCUUUUCAGGAGAGCUGUGCCCAGCUGGGAGACUGCUUCAGCAGGCAGGAAAAGCGGGAUUGUCACUUGGCUCUUCCAUACUACAAAAUGUCUGGCCUGUCAGUGACGGAAGUGAUCCAGAGAAACGUUGCAGUAUGCAGGGGUCCUGCUCCUGAUUAUGGGAAAGGCUUUCUUUUCUUCCUGAAGCACUCCCUCUAUGAGGAAAGCAUGGAAGAACUCAGCGAAGAAACUGCUAACACUGUGUUGGAGAUCUUCAGUAAAGCCGAGCCGGGCCAGCUCCCGUACGUAGUGAGCAGCUUAUUCAUGAAGAACGCUAAUCCAGCCUGUGUACGUGCACACCUAGAGCAGCUGGAGCUCAGUGGCGCUCCGUCUGUCACAGUCACGCUGUGUAAGGCUGCUCAGUCACUGCGCUUAGGAGACCUGCAGUACUACCAACAGCAAAUGGAUCGGCAUGCCGAGAUGCUGCAGGUGUACGGCUUCAUAGAGGAGCCUAAGCUUCUUGUGCAUCGCAAAGGGAAGGCCGUGGUUCCCACUCAGCUAGCACGGCACCUACGGGACACCCAGGACGGCCUUCUGGUGGCUGCCGUCGUGGCACUCCAUGAGAACAGCAAGGUCAAACUGGAAGAGGCUGAACUCUUCUUUCAGGAGUUGUGUAAGGACAGCGCAGAGUCUCAGAGCAUUCCUCAGCAGCUGGUAGAUUUCUGGGAGGCUCUGCUGGUAGCAUCAUCUCAGGAAUCAAUAGUCCAGGAGCUUUUGUUCCACCUCACCUCUGUGUACAUCGAACGCAUCAUGUGCAGAGAGCGCUCAGGCAUUAAAGCACUCAAAACAGCUGAAGACUUGAUCAACUCCUGUUCUCACUAUGGAUCACUGUUCCCAUGGUUGAGCUUUCUGACUCCCGCUCGGUUCAACAUCACACAUGACCACCAAGAAGACCUUCAGAAACUUCAGUCUCUGCUGUGUGGCCCAACGCUGGACGUUUCCUCCGUUGUGCCUCUGCUAGAACAGCUAUCUGAUGAGGAUAACACUGGCCUUAGCGUGCACGUGCUUUGUGCCACCAAACUGGGUCAGCAUGAGAGAGCCAUCGAGAAGCUACUGGACCGCUGCCCUCAUGCCAUCAUCUUCUAUGCCAACUAUGAGUUACAUAGCGACAAAAUGGCCUUGUGGUGGCAGAAGCUAUUUCCUGAGCUUUGUGAGAGGACACGGCUUUCUUCAGGAGACAAUGGCGUUUUACUCACUGCUCUCAAAGAGACUCUGGGAGUGGUGGCCAUGGAGCUGAACCCAGUAGAGUUUUUGGACUUGUUACCAGACGAUGGUACUGCACACUUCUUCUUGCCUCAUCUUCUGAAAUGUAGCCAGAAGCAUCUCCUUACAUGACAUGCAGGACAUCAUACCAUUCCACUCCUAGUUUGUACAAUCAUAUAAGCUAACACAUGAAUAGAAAAUUGUUUGGGAUAAUAUUAAUAGCAAAAUAUUAACCUAGUAACAGUUUUAUAUUUCUUAUAAUAUACAUUUAUUAUAAUAUACAGACAUAUAGGUAAAUAUUACACCCCUAAUAGCAUUAAGAUAAUGUUUAUUAAAGUAUUCUGUGUAGAAUAUGAGUUCAGGAGCAACACAAUCUGCUUGUUAGUAAAUCAAGUUCAAUAAUUGUGGCACAAAACAUAUGUAAUAUUUGUUUGGUUAUAUGAUAUGUCUCAUGAUAUGUGAUAUGUCAAUUCAGUUCCCAACUCGAACUGAAUGCUGGUUUGCUCAUUAUUGAUUUGUAUUGUUUAUAUAUAAGACAAUCAACAGUACAUAGCCUGAAUAUGAUGCUUUAGUAUAAUGGCCUAAAUAGUGAAUUUCAGAUAUUAUAUUUUGUUUUGUUUUUUCCACAGUUUGUCUUUGGGUUCUCCAUAUUUCUGAAAUGACCUAUUAAAACACGUAUCUAUUUAAAAGCCUCCAUUAUAAAGGUGGACGUUAUAACAACAGAGAAUAUAAGUCGAAUCUUCUGGAUGUAGUAAAUAUUUCAUGUUUUUACAUCUAGUUUGAUUUGAUUAUUAUGAUACACCUCGGUGUUUAAUGUUAGCCCAGUAAUGGUGAGGUUUUUUAACGCUUUGAAAAAGAUACAUGUACUUAUAUUUACAUUCAUAUAGUCAUUCGUAGCACUUCUGUCAUGAAUCAUAAUUCUGGAGUCAUAACAGAUUCACUGUCAAAAUUACGAUCAAAACUACUAUCUAUAAACUAUUAUAUAAAAUCUUUGGGCCAUUAUUCUAAAACAUCAUAUUCAUCAUCUGAAUUUAACACUUAAAAUAGAAAAAGUUUGUGUUGCAAAUAAUUUUUUUUACACAACUGCCUCAGGUUAUGAUAUGAACAUUACAAUCAUGUGAGCUCAAGCAAGAACAAGGUAACUGAUACUGCUUAGUCGCUUACUCUGAGAACUAUUUAGGGUUUAGGCUAUAGGAAUUUUUUUAAUAUUCCUUCUUCUAUGCAGGUUUAUGUACUAAUUACUGCAAUUCUCAGCUAUACCACUGGAGUCUUUUAGUUCUGUAAACUAAACUAAACCAAAAGUCAUUAGCAAUAUAUGCUUUUCUUGGUUGCCAUCUUAUGACACAUGGAUGUAAGUAUUUGCACAUUUAGCACUUAUGUGUAUUUUAUCUAUUGUGUGCUGAUAUUUAAAAUACAUUUGUCUUCUUUCUCUUUUUAUGCUUUUUUUUAUUAAAUUAUGCAAAAUAUCA
This is a messenger RNA of Tachysurus fulvidraco (yellow catfish), 4620 nucleotides long. It is a transcript of the gene hps3, whose product is annotated as HPS3 biogenesis of lysosomal organelles complex 2 subunit 1. Gene Ontology annotation, cellular component: cytoplasm. The record is from RefSeq and is a predicted model, not a curated record. The coding region runs from base 167 to 3283 and encodes 1038 amino acids. NCBI's taxonomy places the organism in Eukaryota, Metazoa, Chordata, Actinopteri, Siluriformes, Bagridae. The transcript is spliced from 18 exons. Gene Ontology annotation, biological process: organelle organization.